AUGAAGAAACGCACUCCGAAGCAAAUGGAAUACUCUACCGAAAAGGCAGGAACAGAGACAGAGGUAGACACAAUGACCUCAGCUGCAUUUAUACCAUUCUCCUACAGCCCAGCAAACUGUGCUGGACGAGCUCUUGCUAUGGCUGAACUUCGGAUGGUUGUAGCAUUAUUGGUGCAGUGCUUUGAUAUGCACCUUGAAGAAAGUACUAGCAUGGCUGUGCUUGUGUAA
Fomitiporia mediterranea MF3/22 is the source of this 228-nucleotide messenger RNA. RefSeq lists its product as uncharacterized. The transcript has 2 exons. Bases 1 to 228 code for a protein of 75 amino acids. The record is from RefSeq and is a predicted model, not a curated record. Lineage: Eukaryota; Fungi; Basidiomycota; Agaricomycetes; Hymenochaetales; Hymenochaetaceae. Gene Ontology annotation, molecular function: monooxygenase activity; oxidoreductase activity, acting on paired donors, with incorporation or reduction of molecular oxygen; iron ion binding.